Messenger RNA from Corylus avellana, 951 nucleotides. The record is from RefSeq and is a predicted model, not a curated record. Lineage: Eukaryota; Viridiplantae; Streptophyta; Magnoliopsida; Fagales; Betulaceae.
AUGACAAACUUAAUGCCGUUGGUUUCCCUUUCCCUCAUCAUCCUUCCAUUUCUCACACACGCCAUCUCCUCCUGCGAUGGCCCCUGUACGACUCUCAAUGACUGUGCCGGCCAGCUCAUUUGCAUCAAUGGCAAGUGCAACGACGACCCUGAUCUGGGUACUCACGAGUGCUCUGGCGGAGGAGGAGGAGGAGGAGGAGGCUCCUCACCUGAUCCAACCAACUGCCCGCCCUCCACGAGUAACCCCUCGUGCGAAGGCCAAUCCAACCCUCAGUACUGCUCGCCCCCGGUGACAUCCUCCACGCAAGCGCAUCUCACAUGGAACGAUUUCAGCGAAGGUGGCGACGGCGGGGACCCAUCGGAGUGCGACGAAAGGUACCACGAGAACACGGAGCUGGUGGUGGCGCUCUCGACAGGGUGGUAUGAUAAAGGGUCACGAUGUGGGAAGAUGAUCAGGAUUACGGCAAAUAAUGGGAAGAGUACGACGGCCAAGGUAGUGGACGAGUGUGACUCUGUGAAUGGGUGUGACAAAGCGCACGCGUUUCAGCCACCAUGUAGGAACAAUAUUGUAGAUGGCUCCAGCGCUGUUUGGGAUGCCUUGGGGUUGGAUCAGGAUCUGGGUGACGUGGUUGUUACUUGGUCUAUGGCCUAGUAGUUCUUACUUCCUACUACCUAGUACCUCCUAAAUAAGGCCCAAAUACAGUAACCCUUCAAAAUCAGAGAGCCAAACGCUCUCUUCUCUCUCCUCUAUAAUCCCCCAAACCCUCGUUCGGCAGCCAUGGAGGAGGGAGACGCUGUCUUCCUCCUCCUCCCUUUUUCUCUCUUUUUCCAUUCUCUUUACUCCCCCUCCCCUUCUUGCCUCAUCAGAGGCCAAAACUGUCUCGUGCAACAAACGUUUUGCAUUUUCCUUUAAUUAAUGCCUUAAUUGAACAGACUAAGUUUGAAACUCAAA